Messenger RNA from Auanema sp. JU1783, 771 nucleotides. NCBI's taxonomy places the organism in Eukaryota, Metazoa, Nematoda, Chromadorea, Rhabditida, Rhabditidae. The record is from the annotation of a GenBank genome assembly.
AUGUCUAAAGAAAACUCGGAAAACUCUCUAAAUACGGAAGAAACAUGUUGUAAAGAGCAUGCAGUAGUGGAAGAUGUGAAACCAUCCAGUACUUUGAGUACUUCAAAUCAACGAGAAUACGACGGAAAGGAACAUUAUUUACUGACAAAAGAGACAAGGGACGCAACAGAUGAAGAUCAGAAAGUUUGCUAUAUAAUAAGUAGAGAAGACAGUAUUGUGAAGGAAGCCCUAGAACUCGCGGAUGCUGAUCUACCAACCAACAGUGAAUACGGUUAUGAUGAGUACUGUGAAGUACAUGCACAAGAAAUGAAUGCUUCUACUCAAGAUACGUUUGAUAUCAUUGACGAAUGUUUCUCCUUCGCCACAGAUAUUGUUUCAACUGCCGUUGACAAUUGCCCGGAUUUCAAUAUCUUUCCCUACAUAAUAGAACUAUGCUUGAAAACCAUCAUCUACUUGAAAACUAACCCAAAAUUCACAUCAGUUAUCGUUUCCUUGCUUGUUUUAUGGUGGGUUUGGUGUCAGAUUGAUUCGUACUAUUCUUUCCUAAUUGCCCAUAUCGUUCAUUCUCUUAACCCGUGUGUUCAUUACUUAGCCAUAACUUCCGAACAAAUAUUUCGCCGAGGCUUUCAGCUCUCUGCAUCACUACAAGAAGUGUGGGAGUCGUUUUAUUGCGACUUCUCAAUCAAAUGGUGUCGGAAGUUCGAACUAAUGUGUGAUGUUCAAUGUUCCCAUGUGCACAGAACGUUGGAAAGAAUGAGAAGAAUAUUUUAG